Messenger RNA from Nicotiana tabacum (common tobacco), 3141 nucleotides. NCBI's taxonomy places the organism in Eukaryota, Viridiplantae, Streptophyta, Magnoliopsida, Solanales, Solanaceae. The record is from RefSeq and is a predicted model, not a curated record.
AUGGAUUCAGCAUUGUUCUCCUUCUAUCAGUCAGUAACUAGUAAAUUUUCCCUUCUAUUCUUCAUUACAAGUUUUCUUUGUAUUUCUGUGGCAUUGUGUCAUGGCAAUGACACAGACCAACAAGCACUACUUGUAUUCAGGAGAGCAAUAAAGGAUCCUUUUGGAUAUAUGAAACCAUGGAAUGUAUCCACACACUUUUGCCAGUGGCCUGGUAUUACUUGUGGACGUAAACACAUGAGAGUCAUUCAACUAAACCUCGCGAACCAAAAUCUAGAUGGUCCCUUGUCGCCCUUUAUUGGCAACAUGAGUUUUCUCAGGUCUCUAUACCUGUCAAACAAUAGCUUCCGUGGUGAAAUCCCCUCGGAGAUAGGUCGUUUGAGAAGGCUACAACGAUUGAAUCUUGGCAACAACUCAUUUCAUGGUGAUAUUCCUUCAAAUUUAUCAAGGUGCACAAAUCUUGUAUCUCUUGUCCUUGGAGGUAACAAGUUAGUCGGAAGUCUUCCUCCCCAGCUAGGCUCAUUGUCCAAACUCGAAUACUUUUUACUCACUCGAAACAACUUGACAGGUGAAAUCCCUUCUUCUUUUGGAAACUUAACAUCGUUGAAAGGAUUCUAUGCACCAUUGAAUAAUCUUCAAGGGAAAAUCCCUGACUCACUCGGGCAGCUAAAAAACUUAAAAAGUUUAGGAAUAGCUGCAAACAAUUUGACAGGUACCAUUCCUUAUGCAAUCUUCAACAUCUCUUCCAUGACAACAUUUGAUGUUGGAAUAAACCAAAUUCAAGGUACUCUUCCUUCAAGUUUGGGAAUCACCCUCCCGAAUCUUGAACUAUUUAUAAUUGGUGGGAACAAUAUUUCUGGAUCAAUACCAUCUUCAUUGUCCAAUUCAUCAAAGUUAGUGUAUUUUCUUGCGGGAGGUAAUCAACUUACAGGAAGUGUACCAAGUCUUGAAAACCUGAAUGAGCUUCAACAGUUAACCAUUCCAGGGAAUUAUCUUGGAACUGGAGAACUAGAUGACUUAAGUUUCAUCUCCUCUUUGACAAAUGCAUCUAGUUUCAGAAUUUUGGAGAUGCAGUUCAAUAGUUUUGGAGGAAUUCUGCCUUUAUCCUUCCGAAAUCUCUCAAAUGAGCUUCAGGUUGUGCAGUUGUCAUACAACAAAAUACGUGGUAACAUACCGGCUGAGAUUGGAAAUUUCAUCAACUUGGAAGAAUUUCAGGUGAGGGAAAACUUACUCACUGGUACUAUUCCAACCAAUCUUGGAAAAGUUAAAAACUUGCAGAUUUUGGAUUUGUCUCAGAAUAGAUUUUCUGGGAAUAUUCCAUCAUCUCUAGGAAAUCUGAGUGUAGUAACCAUCCUUCUUUUUCACGAUAAUGAUCUUACGGGUGAGAUACCAGCAAGUUUAGGAAAUUGCAAUAAUUUGAUUGAAAUAUAUGUUGCUCAAAAUAACCUGUUAGGACAAAUACCUAAGGAACUUUUUGCUCUCUCUUCCUUAGUUGCUGUAGAUAUUUCUGAGAACCAUCUAGAUGGUUUCAUUCCUCUCGAAGCUGGACACAUGAGAAAUCUCGAAUAUCUCAAUGUUUCCGAGAACAAUUUGACUGGCAAAAUCCCAAGUACCAUUGAUGGUUUCAUUCCUCUCGAAGCUGGAAACAUGAGAAAUCUCGAGUAUCUCAAUGUUUCCGAGAACAACUUGACUGGCAAAAUACCAAGUACCAUUGGUAGCUGUGUGAGACUUGAAGUCUUAGACAUGAAAGGAAACUCUUUUCAAGGAAUUAUUCCACCUUCUUUCAGUUCUUUGAGAGGUCUCCAUGUUUUAGACCUUUCUAGGAAUAACUUGUCUGGUCAAGUACCAAAUUACUUGGAAGAUUUUAAGUUUCAACUCCUUAAUUUGUCGUUCAAUGGUUUCGAAGGAAUGUUACCAAAUGAAGGCAUCUUUAAGAAUGCAAGUGUAAUAUCAGUAAUUGGAAAUCCAAAACUUUGUGGGGGUGUGCCUAACAUACAUCUUCCGGAGUGCGACAUCAAAAGAUCAAAAAAACUUGGUUCGAGGUUUAUCCUCAAGAUUGUGAUCUCUAUUGUCGUUGGUAUACUAGGACUUACCAUUCUAGUCACUUUACUAUUUUUUUUCUUGUUCAAGAAACCCAAAAAGGGGCCUGUUUUGAGCUCAUUUGGCGAAUCUCUCAUAAAUGUUUCUUACCAAAGUUUGCUUCAAGCUACUAAUGGAUUCUCUGAAGACAACUUGAUUGGUGCUGGUAGCUAUGGAUCUGUGUAUAAAGGAACUCUUGAUGGAGGAAUAGUCGUCGCAGUGAAAGUAUUAAACCUCUCGCGACAUGGAGCUUCCAAAAGCUUUAUGGCUGAAUGUGAAGUCUUGAGAAACAUAAGACAUCGGAAUUUGGUCAAGGUUCUCACAGCUUGUUCAGGAACUGACUAUCAAGGGAAUGAAUUCAAGGCUUUGGUUUACGAGUUUAUGGCUAAUGGCAGCCUCGAAGACUGGUUGCAUCCGAGUCCAAGUGAAGAUGCAAAUCUGGCAGAAUCAAAAAAGUUGAAUAUUCUUCAAAGGCUCAACAUUGCUAUUGAUGUUGCUUCUGCAAUCGAUUAUCUUCAUCACCACUGUGAGACUCCGAUAAUUCACUGUGAUCUCAAGCCAAGCAACAUUCUUCUAGACGAUAGAUUGGUUGGUCAUAUUGGUGAUUUUGGUUUGGCAAAAUUCCUUCAACCAACUGCACAAAAUUCUUCUGUUUCAGAGGGAAGCUCUAGUCUUGUUAGAGGAACUAUUGGUUACACUGCUCCAGAAUAUGGGAUGGGCAGCGAGCUAUCGACUUGUGGUGAUGUAUACAGCUUCGGAAUCCUCUUGCUUGAAAUGUUCACAGGAAAAAGGCCAACAGAUGGAAUGUUUAGGGAUGGUUUAGACCUGCCGAGUUUUGCUAAGUAUGCGUUGCUUAAUGGAGCUACAGAAGUCAUAGAACCAUCCCUUAUUUCCGGAAGUAAUGAAGAGAAUGGAGGUCAAAACACAAGUAUGUACCAGAAUAAGGAGUGUCUGGUUUCUAUACUUCAAGUUGGGGUUGCUUGCUCGGCAUAUUCUGGAGCUGAAAGAAUGAACAUCACUGAAACUGUUUCUAAAUUGUACUCUAUCAGAGAUGCUGUCAUGUGA